AUGAUCUCCAAACAAAUCCAGCUCCUCACUGCGCUCGUCGCUAUAGCACCCAGUGUGCUCGCAGACUGCACCUUAUCACUCCAAUUUACCCUAACCCAGAACCCUGUCGUCGGAGGCGACAACGCUUACACUUGCGGCGCAACUCUAGACUAUGGCGAUGGCCGGAAGGAUACUCUAGACACAGAAUGUAGCCAUGUUGCCAAAGAUCACUGCUACAACUCUCAGCUUCCGUGGAGGAUUUGUGUCACAACCAACUGGGACUUAUCUGACGGAUAUGUUGACUAUGCCGCUGAGCACCGCGACUUCAACGAGGAUGGAUGCACAAAGGAUAACUGGGCUACUAUUUCAGGGCAGGGUGCUACAACUAAGUGUACUUUCCCCUGUUAG
Aspergillus nidulans FGSC A4 is the source of this 387-nucleotide messenger RNA. RefSeq lists its product as uncharacterized. The record is from RefSeq and is a predicted model, not a curated record. NCBI's taxonomy places the organism in Eukaryota, Fungi, Ascomycota, Eurotiomycetes, Eurotiales, Aspergillaceae. The transcript is spliced from 3 exons. Bases 1 to 387 code for a protein of 128 amino acids.